Ectocarpus siliculosus is the source of this 5506-nucleotide messenger RNA. NCBI's taxonomy places the organism in Eukaryota, Phaeophyceae, Ectocarpales, Ectocarpaceae. The record is from the annotation of a GenBank genome assembly.
AUGGUGGGCACCAAGAGGGUUGCCAUAACCUGGACACCGAUACUACGCAACAACGAUGGUGACUCCUGUGGACCCGCAGGCACUACGGCCGCCUGUGUCGCCGGUGCUGGUGCCGCCGCUUUCCGCACGCUUCCCCGCGAGCAAGCUCUCGCGGACAAGCACCCGCUGGCCGUGCCUCGAGUGAAGCAACGCCCUCGGCGAACAUCAACAACGUCGUCAACAACCACAGCAGCAGCCAACACGGCGGCGACCGUACGACGACGGGCGUCGGCGGCUACCAGAAGCUCUUCGGCGCCGGUGUCGACGGCAGCAGCAGCAGCAUCAAUCGCUGGUGACGGCAAUUUCGCCGCUGUCUUCGGCGACUCCAAGGCCGGCAACGACGGCGGGACAGACAGCAGCGGCGGCGGCAGCAAGAACAAGGACCCGCUGUUGGAGCUGUGGAUGACGCCGCCGCCGCCGCCGCCGCCGUCAGCUCCCGAGUCUGUCCCCGGCGACGGCAAGGGCGAGGGCGGGGUGGCCGACAGCACCACGGCGCACGCGCCGGAGACCCAGCUGGCGGUUUUCAACGACGUUGAGCGGGAUGUGAAGGUGGCCGUCGCCGGCCUCUCCGACGAUCCUCUGUCGAUGAUGAUGCAAGAGAGGGCGGUGGCGAGGAACAUGUCAAGACACGGGGGCGGCGUGCUCGACGACGACAUGUUGGACGGCGCCAUCAUGACACCGGGGUCUCCGGGAUCUGCCGGCACGGCGAGCGUCGUUCUGGGGAACGGCGGCGGCGGCGGCGGCAGCAGCAGCUUGCUCGAGGAUUUGGAGCGGGAGUCGUCGCGGUUCUCGGAAGCCGGAGGAGCGGCGGCGGCCAGCGUGGCGGCUCGAGGAGGCCUCCCGUCGGAUGGGGCGGCAGGAAAAGAAGGAGAAGGGGGCUGGGGGAAAGCUUGGGCGGCCCACCGUCGCAGCAUGCUGCGAGAGUUUGGUGUGGAGGGCGGGGACAGCGGCGGGGACAAGGCCGGCGGACAGACGGCCAGAGCAUCACCCUUGACGACGUCCUUCGCAUCACGGCUGGAGGAGCUAGAGGGGCCGGCGGCGGGAGGCGGGGAAAGCGGUUCUGGCGGCGGCGGCGGCGGCGGCAAGAGCGGUAGUGACGGGGGCCGAGGGAAGAAGGCCGGCAAAGGCAUGGCCGGGGGCCUGCUCGUCACCCCCGAGGAGUACGUUGCGCACGUAAGCGGACUGAAGGAGGACUUGGAGGUGGCCUGGUUUAGGGAAGAGAAGGUCGCGGCUCUCAAGGUUACUGUCCAGGCGGCCAAACUGUUGGGGGACGUGACGGUGCCGUCCUUCUACCCCGCCCUCUUCGCCUCCGUCGCCGGGUUGCUGGAAGCCUUCGGCGUGAUGGUCUUCGAGCGGAUACGUGAUAGAGCCGAGGACGUGGGAGAAGAAGCCUCGCCGACACAACAGGGCAACAAAGGGGACUCUCCGGCCGAUCCGUCGCCCGGGGCGGGGGCGGGGGCGGGGGCCGCGCGGCACGCGUUGCCGAGAGGAUGGACUUGCGAUGACGUCAGCGCAGAGGCCAGGGAGACCUGCCGGAACUGGUUCUACAAGACGGCGUGCAUCCGGGAGCUCCUGCCGAGGAUUCUGAUUGAGGCGGCGCUCCUCCCUUGCUACCGCUUCCUGGCGAACGAAGAUGAAUUCGGCCAGAUCCUAGGUCGGCUGUCGACGCUGGUGCGAGGCGUGGGAAGCCCUAUGGUGGCGGUCUACUGCCGCUGCUUCGUCGCCGCCGCCGGCGCUGAGGUGGCCCCUCGAGAGAGCGCCCACGCGGUGGCGUCGCUGCAGGACUACCUGUUCAGCCUCCAGGAGGUGCAGCAGGGAAAGCUGGAGGGACACCUGCGGGCGAACCAGUUCGGCUUGUCUGAGUACCUACACCUUCACGCGCCGGCGAUUGACUGGCUCCUGGGGGUCGUCGGCCCGGGGGCCCCGAGGGGAGUGUUCACGUCGAUACUCGCCCACUACCGCAACCACUGCGGGAUCCUGGAGGUGCUGCGGCUCAUCCUUAACCACUUCAGCCCGGAACACUACGCUCCCUUCGCGCUGGAGAUGGCGCUGCUCAUCAAGCAGGGGCAAGAGUUGCCCACUCGCUGCACGGUGCCGGAGGUGAUGGGGUUGCUCGGUCUUAAGCUCAGCAGCGCAGGAAGCGCGCAUCCUUCGGGUCCCGAGGCGGUCCCGCUUCUCAACGAAGCCUGGCAGGAGAUCGCCCCGGCCCCGCUACAGGUGUACGUGGAGGGGGCGGCGGCGUGGCUGGGGGUGCUGCUCCAGAGCCCGGCCUACGGCCCGGACGAGGUGGCCAUCCUGAUGGAGGAUGUGGCGUGCAGGAUGGAAGACGCGAGCACUUCCGAAUUGGCGUCGGUGCAGGGGCGGCUGGCGGACGGGGUUGCGGGCGCCCUUGCGUGUGCCAAAGACCCUUCGGCGCUUCGGGCUGCUGGGGUGCACGUCGUCAAGGUCCUGGGCGUGCUGGACAAGAGUCGGAGGGCGCAGGCCUGCCUCGACCUGCUCGCAGCGCUUCUUCGCUCGCUGCCCCGACAUACGCCCCCUCCAACCGGCCGCGUCAGCGCUCGCCCGGCAACAACCCCGCAACCGCCGCCGCCGCCGCCGCCGGUAACGGCGUCUCCGGAGUCCUCUGCGCCCGGGGAGCGGGAGGACGGGCGUUCGAAGUCGGGAAGCGGUGAUGGGGAGGAGAAGAAGAAGGGGGCGGCUAUCAAGGGAGAGGUAGAGCUGGCGCGGGCGCUGGUGGGUGUGGCCAAGCUGCUGCACGAUAGCUUCGACUUGCUCUCGUCCGGCGAGCGGCAGAGGCAGAGCGCCGUUGCCCUGACGUGCGACAUGGUGGAUCGGGUUGGAAGGGGUUGGGCGGAGCCACCCCAACCAGAAGAAGGGCAGGAAGGAGCGAACGGUGGCGACGGCGGUACGGGCGAGGCCAGCCGGUUGGAGGUUUUGGCGGAGUGCCGCCAGGCGUUUUGGGGGAUGGACGAGGUAACCGACAGACUCGUGUUGGCGGCAGCGGGCCUGUCCCUCCGGGCCUGGAGGGCGGGGUCAACCGCCACGGCGCGCGCUGCGCUGUGCUUCUGCUCGCUGACGGUGCCCUCAGUGCCCUCGGCCCUCCGGCGGCUGGCUCUGCUCCAGCUUUGCGCGAGCACCGCCCUUCAGAUCGGGAAGCCGGCCCUAGCGGACGCCUUGUUCAGGUCUGCCAUCUGCGUGGUGCCCGAGUGUUCCCCCCUGGUUGUGUCGGGGGCCGACCCCACCGGUUCCUCACGCGGCAGCGGCAGCCUCCGCGGGAGCGGCGGCCUCCACCGCUCUCCUGGGAACCCCGAUGCGGCGGACAGGAAGUCGUACGGGCUUUCGGGGAGGUUCGGGGGCUCCGCCGCCGCUGGCGGCGGCGGAGGGGGAGGGGGGGGGAAGGGGGCGUGGGGCCCGUUGCCCCCGGGCCCCGGCGGGCGGCUGGUGCUCGGGAUGGGCGGGAGGCGGGAGCACUUGGGGGCGUGGCUGCUGUGCGAUGCCGUGAAGAGCCUGCUGGGGGCUCUGGUGGCCGCGCCGGGUCAUCCCGACCUCGGCCCGUUUUAUCUGCUGAGGGGGCUGCUGAAGGCCGCCAGAAGGCUGCCGUGGCCCGCGGGUUCCGGGCUGCUGGCCUCCGUGUACAUCACCGCGGCGGGUACGCUGUGCGCCAUGUGGCAGGAGCGACUGCCUUACUCCGUGGGCGGCGGCGGCGCCGCCGCCGCCGCCGCCGCCCGCGGUGUGUCCAGUCAGGGAGACGGCCCCGACCACGGGGACGACGACGAAGGAAAUCCCGGGAAGGACGGCAGCGGCAGCAGCGGCGGUAGCCCUGCAGAGGACGAGGGAGGGCAAGGUAGUGAGGGCGACGGCGGUGCGGCGGAGGCUUCCGCCGCGGUUACGGUACACGGGGCAGAGGGCGGCGGCGCCGGCCCCGAAGAGAAGAAGAGCUGGCUCGACGUCGGCGGCGUGCUGGGCAACGACGACUUGUAUCUCCGCAACUCGGCCUAUUUGGAAGAGGUGCGGGGUCUUCUGGGGGACGUGGUGAUGGCGACAUUGAGGGAGCUCGAGGAGCUCUGCGAACAGGGAGAGGCGGAAAUGGCAACCAUCAUCGGUGACGACCACACGCGGACGGCUCGCCUCAGGUACAUUUGUCUCUCGCUCGAGUUAGCUAACCAGCUCGUGUCCAACGUCAAGAUGGAGGGCGGGGCGGCGUCCGUAGUGACUUACCUGAUCGAAGCGGCUGCGAGGGCGGGGGCCCGCGAAAGCGGCGUCGGCGGUGCCGGCGGCGGCAACCGUGGCGGCAGCCGCGGCAGCGGCGGCAUCUUGCGAAAGGGGGCCGGGACCGGUGAUGGCGGGGGCGGCGGAGCCGCGGUGUACUUUGACUCGACGGUUGCGUUCGUGAGCGGGGUGGCCAACCGCAGGCUCUCCCUGCUGGCCGACCUUAAGAGCGACAGCGUGGAGGCGGAGAAGCAGGAAGAGGCGUGCUUGUCGUUGCUGCAAGGAUUGAGCGGGUUUGGCUCACGAUCCGGCUACUUUUGAGAGACGGACAAACACGGGACCCCCGUUCUUUCCUUCUCGAGCGUGGAGUUGAGAGUUGAACGGAGCUUAUAGAGCUCGCGAAGUUUGUGCCGGUGGUCUUUUCCUGACGGGGGGAGGUACGAGCGGGAAUGAGAGGCCCGCUUGUUGUCUGUUUUCGGUCCAUUUGAUAUUUUUGUUGUGUGUUUUUUUUGUUGUGUGCGAUACGUGAACGGAUGCACCGUGACUUUCUCUUCCAGUUGGUGACGAUGUUGUGCUCUUCACGAAAAAAAAAAAAUGGACCUGUUGUCAUUCCAUGUGAAGCGGGCGUCCCUGUUCGCCACGGCACAUGAGUCGGUUUGGCGGCAGUCCUUUUGACGAUAUUGACUGCUGUUUUGUUCUCUCUCCCCUGUUUUUUUACACUUGUUUUUCUGUUGUCACUCCGAAGGUCAGGGCGCCGGCCGCACUCUUACCUCAAACCUCAAGCAAUGGUUGUGACAAGCUGAGAUUCUGUGAUCCAGUCUAUUUUAGCCGCAUUGAAAGUGUUGCUAAAUAACAGAUAGCCCACAGGGCCGUUUCUGCUUCUUCCAAGCUCCUUUGUCGUUUGUUGUUGCCGAGUGCUCUCUGGUGCCGCGUCGGGCGGAGCACGUUUUUUCCAUGAAUUUUUUGCGGUCAUUGCCUAUAUUCAUGUUUCCAUUAAACAGUUUUUGGUCACUGCCUGCGUUCAUGAUUUUUCAAUGAAACGUUUCGUGGUAGUCGUCUGUGUUGAUGGGGUUCCAUGGAACAUUUCGUGGUAAUCGCCUGUCUUCCUCGGGUAAGCGGCAGAGUAGAUCGGUUUCCUUCUCUGUAGACUAGUCUAAUGGUAAGUAUGGUGAGUGGUACUUUUAAUCCCACGCACCGAAAAGAAAAGUACAAGGACAAGUAGUGGUAUCAGAUCCUCUGGCGAGAAACUGAUUAACUC